Messenger RNA from Anguilla anguilla (European eel), 981 nucleotides. RefSeq names its product cytochrome b-c1 complex subunit 10 (gene uqcr11). Gene Ontology annotation, biological process: mitochondrial electron transport, ubiquinol to cytochrome c. Gene Ontology annotation, cellular component: mitochondrial inner membrane. The transcript has 3 exons. The record is from RefSeq and is a predicted model, not a curated record. The coding region runs from base 206 to 376 and encodes 56 amino acids. Lineage: Eukaryota; Metazoa; Chordata; Actinopteri; Anguilliformes; Anguillidae.
CGCCUGAAUAUUACAUGUGUUAUUAAUAAUCGUACAAGAAUGUUUUCGUCUGGUGGUAAUGGCGGCCCAAAUGUACGCGUAGUUUUUAAUCACAGAACAGCAUUACAUACCGGCACGACGGGCAACUUCAAUUAGGGUCCGUGGACAUUCGUGACGUCAGUCCUACAACUUUAGCGGCUGUCGCCGGUCGGACGAAAAUUUUAAAAUGAUACAAAAGUUAAUUGGACCUAGAUAUUUGACCAUUGCCAAGACGUGGGUCCCCACAAUGGCUGUUUGGGGUACCGUCGGAGGUGUAGCGCUCGUGCACUUCACAGAUUGGAGGCUCGUUCUCGAUUACGUGCCGUACAUUAACGGAAAGUUCAAGAAGGACGAGUAGACACGAUGUGAUUUAAAAACGGGAAAAGGAGGUGCUGCAGGAGGUUGGGCUGGGGUAGCGGUCUUCCUCUGUGCCCUCCCCCCCCCCCCCCCCCCCCAGCAGGGCUCGUCAUCACUUCGACUUGGAACAAGAGGAGUCCUGUUUACACUGAUCCUGUACUGUUGCUGUUUCUGUUUUUUUUUAUGUAGCUAAGUGUACUUUUAACCCGGUCCCAGAAAUCUGCAAGGCUUUUAAAAUGUCUUUUUGUGUGGAAAAAUGGAUCAAAAGUGCUGCAAUCAGUCGCUGCACAGAACCAAGAGAAGGAGGAGUUAAGAAAUGCUGGUUUUGCCUCUUCUUUUUAGUUCCACUCCUCUAUGUGUGAAGCUUUUGUACCUCAGAAUUCUGCAUUAUAGUGCAAAAUUAAACAAAAUUUAAAAAAAGGAUGGAGAAACGGAAAGAUGGAGAAAUUGUGGCAACCUCACUGACUGCAUGCUAAACUGGAGUUUUCCCCACCAUGGUUGGGGUCACCUUGAUUUCCAUUUGAGUGCUCGUAACAUGAAUUGCCUCAUUUUGCCGAACUCUAUCGCCUCAUUUGAUUGAAAUAAAGUCUUUGGACACAUCUAUGA